Cydia fagiglandana is the source of this 2436-nucleotide messenger RNA. RefSeq lists its product as uncharacterized. The transcript has 5 exons. Gene Ontology annotation, molecular function: protein binding. NCBI's taxonomy places the organism in Eukaryota, Metazoa, Arthropoda, Insecta, Lepidoptera, Tortricidae. The record is from RefSeq and is a predicted model, not a curated record. Bases 115 to 1173 code for a protein of 352 amino acids.
UGAAAUAGUGGUGAAUUGGCCUUGGCGUAGGCCAAGGGGGAUUUUGAGUAUUUUGUCCUACAAUGGAAAUCCUGUAAUUUAACCUUCAAGAUCCAUAUCUAUUUUGUUUUUAACAUGUGGAAAUAUGUAUCACGCCGCAUCAGGGACACGUUAGAGAGGAACGUUGCCCAUUUCGACAGACGUAGUACUACAGGUUAUGGAAACACAAAUGGUGGUUCGGAAGAUAAGGAUAAACGGUCUCCUUCAUGCCGUUGGUAUUCGAGAUGCUGUGGGUCUUAUCAAAAUGAUAACAACACCAACAGUAAUAGGUGGAACUUCGAACAGCUAAACCGCAGUUGGAUAGGUGCCAUCACAUGGAGCAGUGCCCUAGUUGUUGGGUGGUAUGCCAGUCAACUACUUCACUUAAAAUACAAGUACCAUCUCAAGGAUUCCUCUAAGAAAUGUCCAUCAAUAAAUGGCAUAUUUUCUGCUUUGUAUCCAUAUGUGAAGUUUGUUAAGAAAAAUGAUGGAGUCUUAAAACCUAUUCCUAACAUUGAGAAUGUGUUAAGGGGCUUUACUCCUACAAUACAUUUUAUAACAAAUGAACAUGCUGAAGAGAAACAUCAUAAUUCAAGCAGUGGUGCUUGUAGUACUGAUUCAUCAGAAAAUGAUUUAGGAGAAGUUCUCAAUUCCAUUGAGAACAAAUUAGGGCUUGCUGCCCUUGAAAAUGGCCACCACCAAGAUGGCUUGAACCUUCUCAGGUCUGCAGCAAAUCGUAACCAUGCACCAGCUCAGUAUAAUUUAGGGUUGUGUUAUGAGAUGGGCCUUGGAGUUGCUGCUGACGAAAAAAUGGCUAUGGAGCUGUACCGAUCAGCCGCUGCUCGGGAACACCCAGCAGCCCUUUACAAUUUGGGGAUCUACUAUGGGCAGGGCCGAGGAGGCCUCACGCGGGAUGUAGCCACUGCCACUCGUUUGCUUCGUCUAGCUGCUGUGCAGGGUCAGCAAGAUGCCAUUAAAGCUCUAAAAGAACUUGAAGAAGACAUUGUUGAAGCAAAGCCGAGGAACGAAGACGACCGGUCGACGUAUGCCUAUCCGUCUGCGCCAUACCUACAUAAUGACAAUAGUAAUAUUGUGCCAGCCCACGCUACUCUUUUUGUUGAAAAUGCACAAAUGAUUCGUCCUCAAAUUUAUUAAUUUUUCUUUGUUGGGUCGACUAUAAAACGUCCCGUCGUAUUUUUGUGAUUUCAAUCAUUUUGUUAUUAAGCCAUUUAGUCGAACAAUCAUCCUAUAAUGCGUAUUUCCUGGUAGUUAGUUUUAAGUUUACCUAUUAGUAUUUUUAAAAAUAUAUACAGUAUAACCCGCUUAAGAAGAUUCUGAAGGGAACGCAACAAACAGGAAAGCGUAGGUAUUAACUGAGAAAAAAAAAUGGAUGAAAACAAGUUGCAGGGACCGGUUAGAACCGUCUUAACGUCUAAACAAUAGUUGUUUGUUUUACAACGGGGUCAAAGUUGUUGUUUAACCGCUCAUGCUAAUAUUGAUAUCCGAGCAAGCGAAUGAUUCCAAAAUUGAACCACGAGCGUAGCGAGUAAAUUGAAACAUUACACACACACACACACACGUUUUUGUACACGUAAGGUACAAAAACGUAAUUAGAUGUAAAAAGAAUUGGUACUAGAAAUAAAAUCAUUAACCAAAUUUAAGUUUUCCUUAUAAUACUUAUGAUCUACUGAUCAUAUAUUGACUAAUAUCGAUUUAUGCGAUAGUGGCUUUAACGGUGGCGGGAUUAUUUGUGUGACUUACAACAAUGACAGAUUCGUUUUGCGUUUUAGCACGAAUCUUAAUUUUGAUAAAUUAUGUUAAGUAUGUAUGUUGCAAAACAAUAGUGUGGCCGAGAAUGUCUUUUUGAGUCUAAAUUGAAUGAGGUCUACUCAAAAUUACGCUGCUAGAUUUAAAUUUCAUUCAUUAAUUUUAGUUGUAGAAUUAGUCCUGUUUGUCGUCUUUGCACGGCUCUGAACACCUAGAGUCCUUUAGAAAGAUUUUGUCAUUAAUUGUGAUAGUUAGGUAGGUAUUUGUAAAAUUUCAUGUCCUUUCUGGAAAGCCCUCAAAAGGACAUUCUAGAUCUGGGUUUACCGUUAAACUCGCCUUUAAAGGGUUGGAAACUUUCCAUACGAGGAAGGGCACACGUGAUUUAUUUCGUGAGGCUAGUCAAACAUUUAAACAGUCCUUACUUGUUGUUUCCCUACACUUAUUAUUUUUGUUAAUUUUGAAAAGCGAUCCGAAAUAAAAUUUCGAGAAGUAUAACGUUAUAUGACGUUUAGAUUUGUUUUAUGAAUAAUAUAGGUACACACAAAUGUAUGAUUGCAUACAAAAUGUUUAGUGUGAUGUCUUCGAUUGAUGCUUAUUGUUAAGGUAAUAUGUACUUUUAUUUUUAAAUAAACUGCAACUCUUGUUGUUUUA